CUUGUAAACAUGCAACGUCUUCCAGCACUCUCGGUGCCUUGCAGGAAGCACUGCUCCCCAUCUCUUUUCCUUCCGGUUUCACCCUCUUCCUGACCCGAAGCCAAGAUGCCUGGUGGCUACAAGGGCGAGUGCGGGGAUGACAUUGACCCCAUGCCGUUCCUGAACCCUCCCGAGAAGGAGAAGCUGGAGGCCAUGAACAAGCCCUAUGACAUCAAGAAGUCGUGCUGGGUGAAGGAUGAGAAGGAGGGUUUCGUUGCCGGGGAGAUCCAGUCUGACAAGGGCGACCAAGUCGUUGUGAAGACGGUGACCAACCAGACCCUCACCGUGAAGAAGGACGAUAUCCAGCAGAUGAACCCACCGAAGUUCUACCAGGUCAGCGACAUGGCCAACAUGACCUUCCUGAACGAGGCCAGCGUCUUAGACAACCUGCGGCAGCGUUACAGCCACAUGAGGAUCUAUACGUACUCUGGUUUGUUCUGCGUGACCAUCAACCCCUACAAGUGGCUGCCAAUCUACGGAGCCCGGGUGGCCCAGAUGUACAAGGGCAGGAAGCGUACUGAGAUGCCUCCUCAUCUCUUCUCCAUCUCUGACAAUGCCUACCACGACAUGCUCCAGGACCGUGAAAACCAGUCUAUGCUGAUUACCGGAGAAUCCGGUGCCGGCAAGACUGAGAACACGAAAAAGGUCAUUCAGUACUUUGCCAACAUCGGCAGCACGGGCAAGCAGGCUCUUGAUGGGAAGGGGUCCCUGGAAGAUCAAAUCAUCCAGGCUAAUCCUGUCCUGGAGGCUUUUGGAAAUGCCAAAACUACCAGGAACAACAAUUCCUCGCGUUUUGGCAAAUUUAUCCGAAUUCACUUCGGUACCACGGGCAAGCUGGCUGGGGCUGACAUUGAGAGCUAUCUCCUAGAGAAGUCUCGUGUCAUUUCCCAGCAGGCAGCUGAGAGAAGCUAUCACAUCUUCUACCAGAUCCUCUCUAAGAAGAAGCCUGACCUGAUUGAAACUUUGCUUUUGGUGCCUGAUUCCAAGCAUUACCACUGGAUAAGUCAGGGUGUAACUACAGUAGACAACAUGGAUGAUGGGGAAGAGCUGCUUGUCACAGAUGUGGCCUUUGAUGUUCUAGGCUUCUUGCCAGAAGAGAAGCUUGGAGUUUACAAGCUGACUGGAGGCAUCAUGCACUUUGGCAACAUGAAGUUCAGGCAGAAGGCAAGAGAGGAGCAGGCGGACGUAGACACCACGGAGGUGGCUGACAAAGUUGCCCACCUCAUGGGUCUCAACUCUGGAGAGCUCCAGAAGGGCAUCACCCGGCCCCGGGUGAAAGUAGGCAAUGAGUUUGUGCAGAAAGGGCAGAACAUGGAACAGUGCCAGAACUCCAUCGGCGCCCUGGGCAAGGCCGUCUAUGACAAGAUGUUCAAGUGGAUGGUGGUCAGAAUCAACAAGACCUUAGACACCAAGAUGCAGAGACAGUUCUUCAUCGGGGUGCUGGACAUCGCUGGCUUUGAGAUCUUUGAGUUCAACAGCUUUGAACAGCUGUGCAUCAACUUCACCAACGAGAAGCUGCAGCAGUUCUUCAACCACCACAUGUUUGUGCUGGAGCAGGAGGAGUACAAGAGAGAGGGCAUUGUGUGGGAGUUCAUUGACUUUGGCAUGGAUCUGCAGGCUUGCAUUGAUCUCCUGGAAAAGCCCAUGGGCAUCUUCUCUAUCCUGGAAGAGCAGUGUGUGUUCCCGAAGGCCACAGAUGCUACUUUCAAGGCUGCCCUCUAUGACAACCACCUAGGCAAAUCAUCCAACUUCAUGAAACCCAAGGGAGGCAAGAAAGGGCCUGAAGCCCACUUUGAGCUGGUGCAUUACGCUGGCACGGUGGGGUACAAUAUUACUGGGUGGCUGGAGAAAAACAAGGACCCCCUGAAUGAAACAGUGGUGGGCUUGUUCCAGAAAUCCAGCAUGGUACUGCUUGGUAAUCUCUUUAAAGAGGAGGAAGCUGCAGCUGGUACCAAGAAACAGAAGAGAGGCUCUUCUUUCAUGACUGUCUCCAACUUCUAUAGGGAGCAGCUGAAUAAGCUGAUGACCACUUUGCAUAGCACGUCACCCCAUUUUGUACGCUGCAUCAUUCCAAAUGAGUUCAAGCAGUCUGGGGUGGCUGAUGCCCACUUGAUCUUGCACCAGUUGGCCUGCAAUGGAGUGCUGGAAGGCAUCCGUAUUUGCAGGAAGGGCUUUCCUAACAGACUGCAGUACCCCGAGUUCAAGCAGAGAUAUCAAGUCUUGAACCCCACUGUAAUCCCUCAGGGAUUUGUGGACAAUAAGAAAGCAUCCGAAUUGCUGCUUGGCUCUCUUGAGUUGGGGGAAAAUGAGUACAAAAUUGGGCACACCAAGGUGUUCUUCCGUGCCGGAGUCCUGGCCAAACUGGAAGACAUGCGCGAUGACCGUCUGGCAAAGAUCAUGACCAUGUUGCAGAGCCGUGUUCGUGCCUUCCUGAUGAGGAUUGAGUUCAAAAAGAUGCUGGAAAGAAGGCUAGGCCUGAUGGCGAUUCAGAGGAAUGUUCGCAAAUUCCUGCAGCUGCGCUUCUGGGGCUGGUGGAAAUUGUAUAACAAGGUGAAGCCUCUGCUGAAUGUAGCCCGACAGGAGGAUGAGAUAAAGGCGAAGGAAGAGGAGCUGAGGAAUGCUAUGUCGAAGACUCAGGACUUACUUGAUCGUGUCAAACAGCUGGAGGAAAAUAUGGCCACCCUCAGCCAAGAGAAGAAUGAUCUUACCAUCCAGCUACAGGCUGAACAAGAGAACUUGACCGAUGCUGAAGAGCGGCUUACCCAGCUGAUGAAAUCUAAAAUUGACAUGGAGAGCCAGAUCUCCGAGAUGAAGGAGCGCCUGGAAGAAGAGGAGGGCACAGCCUCUUCCCUGAGUGCCCACAAGCGCAAGCUGGAAGGGGAGCUCAAUGACCUGAAGCGCGACCUAGAGGGGUUGGAAACCACGUUGGCCAAGACCGAGAAAGAGAAGCAGGCACUAGACCACCGAGUGCGAACCCUGACUUCAGAUCUCUCCGUCCGGGACGACACAAUCGCUAAACUCCAGAAGGAGAAGAGGGCAUUGGAGGAGCUGUACCAGAAAACUCUAGAUGACCUGCAAGCUGAGGAGGACAAAGUGAACCAUCUGACCAAGAACAACAGCAAACUUACCACUCAGCUACACGAGCUGGAGGACAACUGGGAACAGGAAAAGAAGAUCCGUGCCGAGGUGGAGAAGGCCCGACGGAAGGCUGAGGGUGACCUGAAAAUGACCAUUGAAAACCUCAAUGAGAUGGAGCGAGCCAAACUGGAUUUGGAGGAGGUUGUUAAGAAGCGAGACAUGGAAAUCAAUUCAAUCAGUUCUAAGGUGGAAGAUGAACAGUCUCUGAAUUCCACGCUGCAGAGGAAACUGAAAGAACACCAGGCCCGUAUUGAGGAGCUGGAGGAGGAACUGGAAGCUGAACGGGCUAUGCGAGCGAAGGUGGAGAAACAGCGCAGCGACCUCUCCCGUGACCUUGAGGAUCUCAGCGACAGAUUGGAAGAGGCCGGAGGUGCCACUACUGCUCAGAUUGAUCAGAAUCGCAAGCGUGAGGCCGAGCUGCUGAAGCUGCGGCGUGAGCUGGAGGAGGCAGCCUUGCAAAGCGAAGCCACAGCCUCGACUCUGCGCAAGAAGCACGCAGACUCCAUGGCGGAGAUGGCGGAGCACGCGGAGAACCUCCAGAGGGUCAAGUCCAAGCUGGAGAAAGACAAGCAGGUCAUGAAGGCUGAGAUCGAGGACCUCAGCGCCACCAUAGAGACCAUCCAGAAAUCCAAGCUGAAUGCUGACGCCCAUGUCCGCAAGCUGGAAGACAACUUGGCUGAGGCCAAUUCCAGGCUGGCUGAGAUGGAGAAGAACCAGGCUGAAAUUAACGCCAUCAGGACAAGACUCCAAGCUGAAAACAGUGAGCUGAGCCGGGAGCAUGAGGAAUCUCAGAGCAGGCUUACCCAGAUUGCCCGCAUGAAGACUACCCUCACCUCUCAGGUGGAUGACCUGAAGAGGCAGCUGGAUGAAGAAUCGAAGUCCCGUAGCGCCGCUGUCGUGAGCCUGGCCAACACAAAACAUGAUCUGGACCUGAUGAAGGAGCAGCUGGAGGAAGAGCAAGAGGGCAAAGCCGAGCUGCAACGCCUGGUCUCCAAACUCAACACCGAAGUCACGACGUGGAGGACCAAAUAUGAGACGGACGCCAUUCAAAGAACCGAAGAGCUGGAAGAGACCAAGAGAAAGCUGGCUGCUAGGCUCCAGGUGGCAGAGGAGACAGCGGAAGCUGCCCAAGCCCGGGCCGCCAGCAUGGAGAAAACCAAGCAGAGGCUUCAGAUAGAAGUGGAAGACCUCACGCUUGACCUGGAAAAGGCCAAUGCUGCUUGUGCUGCCCUGGACAAGAAGCAAAGGGCCUUUGAUAAGAUGCUGGCGGAGUGGCAGCAGAAAUGUGAAGAGCUGCAGGUGGAGCUGGACAAUUCCCAGAAGGAUUGCCGCAUCUACAUGACGGAAAACUUCAAGCUCAAGACUGCCUAUGAGGAAGCCCUAGAGCAUCUGGAAUCUGUUAAGAAGGAAAACAAGACCCUCCAGGAGGAGAUUAAGGAUCUGAUUGACCAGUUGGGUGAGGGAGGGAGAAGUGUACAUGAGCUACAGAAGAUAAAGAAGAAGCUGGAGGUUGAGAAGGAUGAACUGCAGAUGGCACUAGAGGAAGCAGAGUCUUCCCUGGAGGUUGAAGAAAGCAAACUGAUCCGUAUUCAGCUUGAACUAGCUCAGGUGAAAGCUGACAUUGACAGAAGAAUCCAUGAGAAGGAAGAGGAAUUUGAAGCUACAAGGAAAAAUCAUCAGCGUGCAAUUGAGUCUCUGCAGUCAAGUCUGGAGAUGGAGGCAAAGGGGCGGGCUGAAGCGCUCAGGCUCAAGAAGAAGAUGGAGACGGAUCUGAAUGAAAUGGAAAUCCAGCUGGAUCACGCCAACAGGAACAACAGUGAGCUUGUCAAGACACUGAAAAAACUGCAGCAGCAGAUCAAGGAUCUUCAGAUUCAGAUGGAUGAAGAUGCUCGCCAGCACGAGGAACUCCGGGAACAGUACAACCUCCAGGAACGCCGCCUCAGCCUGACACAGACGGAGCUGGAAGAAAUGCGCACUGGGCUGGAGGGCAGCGAGCGCUCUCGCAAACUCCUGGAGCAGGAGCUGCUAGAGAUCACUGAGAGGCACAACGAAAUCAAUGUCCAGAACCAAAGCCUGCUGGUGAUAAAGCGCAAACUGGAGUCUGACCUUAUGCGCAUUACAAGUGAACACGAGGAGAUGAUCAGCGAGUUCCGAGCGGCCGAUGAACGAGCCAAGAAAGCCAUGACUGAUGCUUCCCGCAUGGCAGAAGAGCUGCGUCAGGAGCAGGAUCACUGCAUGCACCUGGAAAAAAUCAAAAAGAACUAUGAAAUCACAAUAAAAGACCUGCAAGUCAAGAUGGAAGAGGCUGAGCAGUUGGCCUUGAAAGGAGGAAAACGUACUAUCAUGAAACUUGAGACUCGGAUUAAGGAACUGGAAACGGAGCUAGAUUCUGAACAGAAGCGUCACGUGGAGACGGUGAAAACUCUGCACAAGAAUGAACGCCGCCUGAAAGAGCUGAUCUUCCAAACAGAUGAGGACCACAAAACCAACCAGCGCAUGCAGGAGCUUGUGGAGAAGCUGCAGAACAAGCUGAAGAUUUACAAGAGACAAAUUGAGGAGGCCGAGGAGCAGGCUAACCAGAGCAUCGCGAAGUACAGAAAGACGGUGCACGAGCUGGAUGAUGCAGAGGAAAGGGCUGGAAUGGCUGAAUCGGCGCUAAACAAAUUGCGCACCAGGCACCGUGUCUCUGCGACCAAGGGAUUCACCUCUGUGGAGAUCAUCCAAGUGUCGAAGUCCUCUGCUUCCAAGUCCGCUUCUGGGGAAUAGACACCUAUGCUCUGAACCUGCAGCUGGGUGACACCCAUCUUCCCAACAGCUGCCCAUUGCAAGAUUGCUGCCCUAGUGAUGAAUUGAAAAUAGCAGUCUAGAGCCAUCAAGAAGACACCUACAUAGGGAGAGAGAGAUGGAAACAAAGAAUGUACAUGUAUCUCUGGGGAGAAAAGAAUGACCUGUGUGUUCCCAUCACUGGAGAGCUUGAAACCAGUACUUUCCCCGACUGGAUUAAACCACAAAAUCAUAUAGGUCUGGCUGUUAUCAGUUGAAAUGAGUCUGUUUUCAUGUGGAUUUUACACUUUCACGUCAAGGACGGAAGGUGUAAAGCAUCUGUGUGACGUGGGCUGUCUCUUGUAAAUAAUUCCUCACACUAAUAGUCUUAAUGCAUAGUCUUAAUAAAGCUUACUG
This is a messenger RNA of Mauremys mutica (yellowpond turtle), 6357 nucleotides long. RefSeq names its product myosin-16. The record is from RefSeq and is a predicted model, not a curated record. Gene Ontology annotation, molecular function: cytoskeletal motor activity; actin filament binding; ATP binding. Gene Ontology annotation, cellular component: myosin complex. The transcript has 44 exons. Lineage: Eukaryota; Metazoa; Chordata; Testudines; Geoemydidae. The coding region runs from base 106 to 5943 and encodes 1945 amino acids.